AUGGAAAUUUUACGUUUAUUACCUGGAGUUACUACAUUAAAAAUUUAUUCUUUAUCAGUUUUACAACAAGGAGAUUUAUCAGAUGAUGAAAUUGAAUUUCUUUGUAUUCUAUUACCUAAAAAUCAAAUUAAAAAAAUUUGUUUUGAUCAUAUGAAAAACAUGAAUGAACUUUAUAUGUUAUCUUUAAUUUGUUCUCAUGUUAAUCAUCUUCAAAUAAAGUGUAUUAAAUAUAUGCAUACUGAAUUAUUAACAGGACUUAUUUUAACACAAAUUAAGAGUGUAUCCAAUUCUUUACUUCGAUUAUUAUGUUUUUCUAUUCCAAAAGCACAUGAUGAAAUGAUUGAAAAAUUAGAAAAAAUGAUUGAUCGUGAAAAUUUACGUUUUGAUUUUACGAUUAAACAUGUUAUGGAUAAAAUUUAUUUACAAUGGAAAUAA
This is a messenger RNA of Rotaria sp. Silwood1, 435 nucleotides long. NCBI's taxonomy places the organism in Eukaryota, Metazoa, Rotifera, Eurotatoria, Philodinida, Philodinidae. The record is from the annotation of a GenBank genome assembly.